Octodon degus (degu) is the source of this 3257-nucleotide messenger RNA. RefSeq names its product stonin 1 (gene Ston1). The coding region runs from base 284 to 2485 and encodes 733 amino acids. The transcript has 4 exons. Gene Ontology annotation, biological process: clathrin-dependent endocytosis; regulation of endocytosis; synaptic vesicle endocytosis. Gene Ontology annotation, molecular function: clathrin-cargo adaptor activity. Gene Ontology annotation, cellular component: synaptic vesicle; AP-2 adaptor complex. The record is from RefSeq and is a predicted model, not a curated record. NCBI's taxonomy places the organism in Eukaryota, Metazoa, Chordata, Mammalia, Rodentia, Octodontidae.
CAGGCUCUUCUCUGUGUGUGGUCACUGUACCGAAACAAUGUGCUUGGGAAGCAUCCCAGGCCUCUAGAGACACAGUCUGAGACCUACCGCGCUGCAGUCUCCUAACGAGAGGAGCGAAGCAGAAGCGAAGGCCGGCGCUGCGCAUUUCAAAUAAUCCUUUCAAGUCUGUCACCUCCUACGAGCUCCCCAGAGACCCUUGGGGUCGGGGAGCCCACAGAGGCCUUGCUUUGCACCAGGCACAGAGACAACGAAUCUGACCCCUUCUAACGACCUAACCUCGAAAAUGUGUUCCACGAACCCAGGCAGCUGGGUCACUUUUGACGACGACUCCACUUUUCAGUCUCCGAAGUCAAGGAGCUUCCCCCUGGAGAACCCAGGCGCCUGUAGACCUAACGGCCUGAAGCUGAGCCUUCCUGGCCUCAAGGAGCUGCCCAGUGGGCCAUCCUCCACCAGCAGCACCCCUCUGUCUUCUCCCAUGGUCGAUUUUUACUUCAGUCCAGGACCACCAAGUAAUUCUCCUCUUUCUACACCGACCAAAGACUUCCCAGGUUUUCCCGGCCUGCCUAAAGCUCACGUGCUGUACCCUAUUCCAGAGUCUUCCUUAAGUAGCCCCCUCACACUGCCGGCGGCAGGCUCCUCCUCCGUUCUGCCUGCUAAGCCAACCUGUUCAUCGCAGGCUUUCUUACCCAUUGAGCUCUCUUGCACAGUUCCGGCUCCCAGAGUAGGUCUUCCAGAGGAACUUUGCCCUCAGCAGGCUGAAAACACAGGGGUCCCCAGUGAUGCUCCCCAGUUUCGGUACUUCCAGGAGGACUGUGGGUUUUCAAGUCCAUUUUGGAAAGAAGAAAGCAGCGCUUCUCAGUUCACCUUUGACCCCCCAGGAGGCAGGAAGACGUUCUCGCCAAGAGACAAGGGGAUGCCUGUUGAUCAAAAAAGCCUAAAUAAAUGCUCACUCAACUACAUCUGUGAGAAGCUUCAACACCUCCAGUCAGCUGAGAGCCAAGACCCUCUGGGGAAUGUGUCUGCGCAGGGUGCCUGUGCUGAAGCCCCUGCCUCUUCCUUUGUCCCCCACACACUCUUCAGGAGUCAGCCCAGAGCUGGGUGGUCUUUCAUGCUGAGAAUUCCUGAGAAGAAGAACAUGAUGUCUUCCCGUCAGUGGGGGCCAAUUUUUCUGAAAGUUGUGCCUGGUGGAAUCUUGCAAAUGUACUAUGAGAAGGGGUUAGAGAAACCAUUCAAAGAGUUACAGCUCGAUGCGCAUUGCAGGCUGUCCGAACCCAAAGUCGAGAGCUUUAGUGUGGCAGGAAAGAUCCAUACUGUGAAGAUUGAGCAUGUGUCCUAUGCAGAGAAGAGGAAAUACCAUUCGAAGGUGGAAGUGGUUCAUGAGCCAGAUGUGGAGCAGAUGCUGAAGUUGGGGUCCCUGGAGUACCGUGACUUUCUCGACUUCCUGACGACUGUGGAGGAGGAGCUGAUAAAGCUGCCAGCUGUUUCAAAACCAAAAAAGAGCUAUGAGGAGCAAGAACUUUCCCUGGAGAUUGUGGACAACUUUUGGGGUAAAGUCACAAAGGAUGAUGGGAAACUGGUUGAAAGCGCCGUGAUCACUCAGAUUUGCUGCCUGUGCUUUGUGAGUGGGAAUGUGGAAUGCUUUUUAACCUUGAAUGACCUUCAGCUGCAGAAGCAAGAUGAAUGCUGUUUUGAAAAAGAUCCAGACAAAAAGUGGAUCGAUAUUCUCGACCACCAUUUUCACAAGUGUGUGAAAGCACAAGACUUCGAGCAAACGAGAAUCAUUAAGUUUGUGCCUCUGGAUGCCUGCAGGUUCGAGCUGAUGCGCUUCAAGACUUUGUAUCACGGGGACGAGCUUCCGUUUUCUGUGAAGUCCGUGGUGGUCGUCCAGGGGGCGUAUGUGGAGCUUCAGGCCUUCGUCAACAUGGCCCCGUCGCUUCAGAGGUCCCUGCUCACCGGGGCCCUGCCGUGCUGUGACAACAUCAUGAUACACUUUCCGGUCCCGUCUCAGUGGGUCAAGGCCCUCUGGACCAUGAAUCUCCACAGGCAGAAGUCCCUGAAGGCCAAGAUGAACCGCCCGCUGUGCCUGGGAAAUUUGCACGGACCUGAAUCUGAAGCUGUCAUUCAGGUCACCGUGGGGUCGGCAAAAUAUGACAGCGCCUACCGGGCUGUGGUGUGGAAGAUAGAGCGGCUUCCUGAUAAAAACUCGAGUCCUGAUCAUCCCCACUGUUUGUCAUACAAACUAGAGCUUGGAUCUGACCAGGAGAUUCCCCUGGACUGGCAUCCAUUUGCGACGGUUCAGUUUUCCGUGGCAGACACCUUGGCCUCGCGGACGGAGGUCCGGUCCCUGGGGGUGGAAAGCGAUGUGCAGCCGCAGAAGAAUGUCCAUCGGCGAGCUUGUUACAGCCUCCAGGUUGAAAUAGAAAAGAAAUGGAUUAAAAUUGAUGGAGAAGAUGCCGACAGAGCUGGUGGCUGCCUUACGCAGUAGGAGGAGCAGGAAGAGACACCAAGAGCCGCUGCCAGAUGCGAAAUGCUCGCAACCCGCAGGAGUUCUGAGUUGGGUGACUGUGAACGGGGGGCAGUGGCUUGUGAGCCGUGCCGGUAGGACAGGUCCAGAGGCUGUGUUUAGAAAAGCUCAAGCCAAACCAUCUGACUUUUAUACUUUCCAUGUGUUUUGCCCUGUGGGUUUGAUCUAAACGAACCUGUAAUUUGUGGGAUGUGCUUUCCAUUGAAACUCACAGCGCCAUUGCCUGUGUGUGUGUGAGCUGGUACCCAGCCUGGCUGAAGGGGCUUGAAAUUGUGGUUGCUCAGCUGCCGGCUGUCGGGAUAUCCUGAGUACCAUGUCCCUCCACCCCCACCUCUUGUCACUGUACCAGAUGGAAAAGCCCCAAGGAGACCUAGACUGAAGGAGUUAAUAUGCCUUCUUCCUCCCCCUGGAAACAUGGGGAGGUGGAGUCUGACGCUGACGCAAGGCCCAGCAGCAGCGCGGAUGUGCAAGGGUCCGUGGUUUGGGGUUAUUUCUGUUCUGUCCGCUUUUGGCUGCGUGUGGUGCGCGUCGCUGUAUUCUGGUGCGUGCGGCAAAGGAGCCGUCUGCUGGUGCGCGCCUUUUCAGUCUGGUCACUAGGCCCUGCCGCCUUCUAGCUGGUGGGAAGCCUUUGAAAACGGAGUACGAGUGUUGGGCACCAGUUAAAAUAGUUGUGGACCUGAAAGAUGAAUUUUUAAAGCUCAUGAACAUUAUUUUCUAAAAGUACACUAAAAGA